AUGGAUGGAGCCUGCGCAAACACUGCUCGCUUCCGUUUACAAACGGCGGAUUUGUCAAGUGAUGUGAAUAACCGGGGAGGGGGAGUGAGCAGAGAAAACUGCCCGGAAAACAAAAUCAUUACAACGGAGUACCCGUGUUUGAAAUCUACUGGGGAAGUUGCGACCUGCAUCAGGAAAAAAUGCUGUCCAGGUUAUAAAUUUGUUCUUGGCCAAUGUAUCCCAGAAGAUUAUGACGUCUGCUCAGGAGCUCCAUGUGAACAACAGUGUACUGAUAAUUUUGGCAGAGUUCUGUGUACAUGUUACCUGGGAUAUUACUUUGAUCGCGUGAAACACAGGAACAGAGAGAAGCCAUAUUGUAUUGAUAUUGAUGAAUGUUUCAAAAGCAAUGGAACUGUGUGUUCCCAAAUUUGCCUCAACACACCAGGGAGUUACAAAUGUGCAUGCAAGGAAGGUUUCCAUCUCAAAGAGGAUGGGAAGACAUGCAGCAAAAGUGAAAGUGCAGGCCAGUAUAUAAAAUCUGACACUGUGAUGAAAGCUGGUACCUGCUCUACAACCUGUGAAGAUAUCCAACAGAUAAAACAAGCAGUGCUACAGCUAAAACAGAAGGUCACUUCACUGCCCAACAACAUUGCUGAUAUUAGUAAGCAAAGAUCAAACAGUGACAAGUUAUUUGCAUCGAACAGUUACAAUUAUGGACUGAAUGGACCACCAGGGCCCACAGGCCUGCCAGGUCCUAAAGGAAGCCCUGGUCCAAAAGGACAAGCAGGAUCCCCAGGGCCACCAGGACCCAGAGGAAUGAUGGGACCAAUUGGCCCUUCACCUGACAUAUCUCACAUUAAACAGGGAAAAAGAGGAGCAGUGGGUCCGCCAGGAGCUUCUGGAAGAGAUGGAGCCAAGGGUGAGAGAGGUGCUCCAGGACCAAGAGGAUCACCUGGUCCGCCAGGCUCCUUUGACUUUUUGCUUCUGAUGUUGGCAGACAUUAGAAAUGACAUUGCAGAGCUCCAGCUGAAAGUUUUUAGCCGUGGAAAUCGGGUCACUGGGGAAGAGCACCAGAGCCAUGAAAUUCCUGAUUGGGGAUCUGGAGAAGACUACAGACAUUAAGAUCCAUCACAGAAACCUGCAUAGCGAACAUCAACAUGGAAGUGAAAUGUCUUUCAAAACUGCACUGCAACUUUUUUUAUUGGGACUAGCUUAAAGAGCUUGAACCAGCGAGGAUGUAAUAAAUUUUGCACUGCUGUUGUACAAUUUUAUUCCAUUUUACGUAUCAAAAAACUUUUAUCAAAUGUAACAAUUAAAAUAAGUAUUAGAGUGUUCAGAUAAAUCAAUAAUGUACCAGUUCAGAAUGGCAAAUUUUGAACAAAUGACUUUUCACAGGGAGGUUGCAUUUGCUGGGGAUCGCAUCUAUGGGAAAUGAAUUGUGCACAUUCCUCUGUAACAUGAGCGAUUAGCAUCUUGGUUCUGUAACAAACAGAACCCAAAUGCAUAAUGUAACAGACAUACAGGUUGAAGGAAAUACUUUUGGUUUUACUCAAGUCAUACACACAUAAGAAUUAUUUCAUUUUUAAACCUUACAUUUCAGAUUACAAGAAAUUACAAGAUAGGUUGACAUGAAAGAUAUAGUUCUGUCUAUAUAUUUAAUUUUCCUACAAUGGUAAUCUGACUGUCUUUCAAUCCAAUAAUCUCAUGCCUCUUAAGUGAGUUCAAUUUCUUGAACUCAUUUUCUUUUCAUUCCCAAAUCAUGGACAUCGCUGACUAAGACAUCAUUUAUUGCCCUUCCCUUAUUUCCCUUGAGAAGGUGGUAGUGAACUGCCUUCUUGAGGCAUUGUAUUCCAUGUGGCAUAGUUCUACCCACAAUGCUUUUAGGGAGAGUUCAAAUAAAUAAACCCAGUAACACUGAAGGAAUGUUGACAUGUCUCUAAAUCUGAAUGAUUUACUGAUUGGUAACAUCGAAAAUAGGAGCAGGAGUAGACCAUUUGAUUUUUUGAGCCUGCUCCACCAUUCAAUAUCAUCAUAACUGAUCAUUCAAUUCAAUAUCCUGCUCACUCCCUGUAUGUUGGAAGUAUCUUGCAGGUGGUGAUGCCAUUAAGGGCCACCAACAUCAGUUGAUUACCAUCACUUGAGUAAAGAAAUAGUUUUUGAUGUCUGUUUUAAACAUGAUCUUCACAACUUUAAACCUGCAUCUUCUGGUCUUGCUGCCGUAAUGUACCCUGUCCUGCUACCUAAGUGUAGCAAAAAUAUUACUCAACUUCUGUUUUCUAUUUGUAUGUAUUUCUGCGUAUUUCUUCAAUUUCUACAUUACCUACAAUAAUUUUCAAGGCUAAAGAGCUAGUUAUUGAAGAGCUAAAAUUUGUUCUUCUGUCAUAGAGAAACAGCUUUAUUUCUUUAUACCACUUUUAAGAUCUGGAAACCCUUCUUGUGUCUUCAAAAUCAGAACCAUGUGCAGUAUCUCAGCUGCAGCCUGACCGGAGUAUUGAACAAUUUCAGCAUUACCUCUGAAGUCUGAAGUGGCAAAUAUCCAGCAUCUGGUGGCUUUGUUAUAUAAUACUCUUCGAUAUUGCUGAAGUGGAAAGUCAAUCAAUUAUCAGACAAUUUUACUCCAACAUUAAAACAUUGUAUGUAUUUGUAUUGAACCUUAUUUCCUAUUAAUCAGCCCAAACCCAUCGGGGUCACUUUGUAAACAUUUAGCAGUCUUCUCUGAAUGUCUAAUUUAAUGUAAUUUGCGAAAUGAACUGUGUUACAUUAAGAUGGAAAGUCCAGACUAUUCAUGCAAAUCAGAAACAGGACAGGUACUAGUACAUUAGCGGUGGCACAAUGUUAAAUUCUUUCUGCCAUCUUGAUCAAGUCUCCCUUACUACAACUACAGUCCACUUCCUUUAGUCAUUUAUAGGUCAAUCAACUUAGCAUUGGGAGCCAAUAAUAUUAGUUUUUAAUGAGAUCUCUCAUAAAGGACCUCAUCCAAGGUUUUUAGGAUGUGUGCAUACAAUAUACUGCAUGAACUCCCUUUGUUAUGGGAUAGAUUGUCCUCUGAGGCAUCUGUAAAAUUAAUUUGGCCGGGUCUCACCUAUAUCCUUAGCAACCGUAUUUCAAUUUUUUCAAACAUUCCAUUUAUGAUUAUUAAUUUUAUUAGUUGUGGUCAAUUUAAUGUGUCUGUAGUUAACAGAUAUGAUUGUUGCAUAUGGAAAUUAUUUCUGUCCCAUUCCAGUCUGUUUGAAUCAUCUAUAGUUAUUGACUUCCUGAACAUGACCAACAGCACACCACAGCUCUCCACGCUAUUUUAAGCUGCUGAUGAUUAGUCCAGAAAAUGUGAAUUCAGUUCCCUUCAUGACAGCUUAAUGAUCUGAAUACAGUUUCAAAGUUCUGCAAAUUCAAAACUGAUAUAAGUUAAACUAUUAUUAGAAAUCAAUUGCCUAUGGCUCAAAACCUACAAUUUCUUUCUUGGCCGAUCUGUAAUUCCAGUUCCUUACCUAUGUGACUAAGUGCCAUCCAAACUGGGCUAAUUAGCGAUUCAGAUUAGGGAAAUGAGAGUGAGAAUGAAUGUUGAUCUUUCCAGUGAUACACAUAGCCCAAGAAAGCAUAAAAAUGAGUCUCUGAGCCUAUACUGAGCAUUUAAUAUCGAAGUCCCAAAGCGGAGAACUGUCCUUGCCAAACUUCCCAGCAGCUCAGUUCUCAGUGGCUCUUGGGGCCAUAACUGACUUGAGAUUUUAACUGCUGAGCUGCUGAUGUUUCUGUUAGAUGAGUAAUGUAGCGUGCAAGUAUCUGAGUUCCACUGCCUACGAUAUCACAAACUGGUGAACAGAACCUUCAAGGCAUCCUAGAAUAAUUUGGGUAUUCUUCAAAGCAUAAACAAUGCAGACUGUAAUUUUUAAAUUUCAAUUCUUGACUUUCUAUUGGUUAUCAUCUUUUAUACUAAGAUAUCAUAUCACCAACAAGUUCAACAUAACGUAUCAAACGUCCUGGGUAAAUGUUUUCACAAUUUCAGCAGAACUUUAAAUUAUGAAAAGUUGGUAGGGAAGAAGAUGAUCAUUGAACUGGGGUCCAAGCCUCUAAAAAUGUGGUCCUAAUAGAGCUAUUGAGUGAGCAACAGAAUCAGGGCCAGAAGAUAUUGCAGGAGGCUAUCUCCUUAACCUCCCAGGAGAGGCAGGAGCUGACCCUUGUGCAGUUAUCCACUCUUGGUAAUUUAGGACAGGUUCAGGUAACUUCCUGACAUAAACAUGUGGGGAACUAAAUGGCAGCUUUUAAAAGAAACCUGCAAUUUAAAAUGCCCAAUCUUGGCAGCAGUUUUGGACCAAUAUCAAAAUUCAUCCCUCAAAAACAGAUUCCAGUUAAAGUCAGAGACUAUUCUACACACUGGUUACAGCCAUGAAUAUUGACUGUCUAUUGUCAAACAAACGCCUUGAAUAAUUCAAUCAGGAAUGUUAGACCAAUGAGCAGAAUUUUGCUGUGGCACCUGGGGCCUCACCUGCAGUGGGAGAAUCAGUAAGAGACCCCUAGUGCUUCUUUUCACAAAGGUCUGCUGAACCACGGGUCAGCCAGACAAUGUUGAUUCCAUUCUCCUGCAAUCAACACCCCAGAGGCUAAACUCCUUCCUAGCAAGAGCUGUCAGUCAAUCAGAGGCCAGCAGCUCUUGUGCUCAACAACACCAUAGGGAAGGUCUGUGCUUGUUGGAGGAAUAGCAUUCUUCCAGAGUCCCAGCACGUUAGGAGGACCUAGAUCCACUGACAAAUAAUGUGGGGGUGAGGGUUGAAGGCCCCUGGAAACAAAGGCAGCAGACUGGCCCUCACAUACACACCCCACCCCCAUAUGCUCGCCCUCUGCCUUCAUCACCAACAUUACUCCAAUCCUUCAUCAGAUGCUUCAACCAUAGUAGGGGUCAUUGUUACUGUGGCCAUGGUGCAAGGAAGUGCAGAGAGAUUGACCUGGAACAGAUGCAUCUGGAAAUCUGGGACCAGUAUCAACCUCUAGCAGUGGU
Molecule: messenger RNA, 4969 nt
Organism: Chiloscyllium plagiosum (whitespotted bambooshark)
Lineage: Eukaryota; Metazoa; Chordata; Chondrichthyes; Orectolobiformes; Hemiscylliidae
Source: RefSeq, a predicted model, not a curated record